Messenger RNA from Penicillium vulpinum, 1629 nucleotides. Its product is annotated as Amino acid/polyamine transporter I. Bases 1 to 1629 code for a protein of 542 amino acids. Lineage: Eukaryota; Fungi; Ascomycota; Eurotiomycetes; Eurotiales; Aspergillaceae. Gene Ontology annotation, molecular function: amino acid transmembrane transporter activity. Gene Ontology annotation, cellular component: membrane. The record is from RefSeq and is a predicted model, not a curated record. The transcript is spliced from 2 exons. Gene Ontology annotation, biological process: amino acid transmembrane transport.
AUGGAGGCAGAAAAUAAAAAAGUGGAUCAUGUGAAGCAUCAUGAACGGCCCGAACUCGACAAAGGGGUCAGGAUGCCGACAGAAAUGGGCACCCUACAGCGCCGGCUCAAGUCCCGCCAUAUUCAAUUCCUUGCUCUCUCUGGUGCUAUUGGGACUGGUCUCUUUGUUAGCACAGGUCAAGUACUUUCGUUAGCCGGGCCAUUAUCGACGGUCCUUGCAUAUCUCAUAACUGGCUUUAAUCUCUAUGCGGUGAUCAACAGCAUGGGCGAAAUGGCGACCUGGCUUCCAUUACCUGGCGCCGUUCCCGUGUACGCAUCUCGAUUUGUCGAUGAGGCUCUGGGGUUUACUCUAGGUUGGAAUUAUUGGUAUCAAUUUGCUAUUGGUGUUCCGAUUGAGAUAAGCGCAGCUGCUCUUGUGAUUGACUACUGGCCUAACAACAUUUCCUCUGCCGUGUGGAUCACUAUACUUUAUCUAGCUAUUUUUGCCCUCAACUGCCUUCCUGUUAGGAUCUAUGGUGAACUCGAGUUUGUGCUUGGUUCGAUCAAGCUUCUAACCAUUGUGGGGUUGAUGUUGCUCAUGUUCAUCAUCACACUUGGCGGAGCUCCGACACAUGACCGUAUAGGGUUCCGCUACUGGAAGCAUCCUGGUCCUAUGAAUACCUAUCUAGAGGAGGGAUCCUUAGGGCGCUUUCUAGCGUUUUGGAAAGUUUUUAUUCAGGCAACAUUCAGCUAUGGGGGCAGUGAAAUGGUGGUGAUUGCAGCAGGAGAGACUGAAAACCCCCGGCGAAAUAUCCCCAAAGCCGUGCGGCGUGUUUUCUGGCGCAUUGCUAUAUUUUACGUUGGCAGCGUUUUUCUUGUCGGUCUAUGUGUCUCAUCUAAAGACCCUAGGCUGCUCAACGCCAUUGGCGCAGGCGCGGCAGGUGUGGGGGCCAGCCCUUUUGUUAUUGCAAUCGAAAAUGGGGGUAUUCAGGUUCUACCAUCCAUCAUCAACGCCGUUGUUCUUACGUCGGCAUUUUCGGCCGGUAACUCUUUCUUUUAUGCUUCGACUCGAAUUCUAUAUUCCACAGCAUUGGAUGGGAAAGCACCUCGAUUUCUGCGAUUUGAGAAAUUUGGAGUUCCAUACGCUUGUGUUGCCGUCACUGCUGCUUUGAGUCUACUUGUGUACCUCAAUGUCUCAUCAAGCUCGGCUGAGGUCUUUUUCUGGAUUAGCAACCUCAGCUCUGUGAGCACAUUGAUCGUGUGGUCGUCAAUUGCUGCGACCUAUGUUCGUUUCUAUCAAGGACUAAAAUACCACGGCAUCUCACGGUCUACUCUGCCAUUCAAGUCACCUUUUCAGCCCUUCCUGGCUUACUUUACAAUAGUAUUCUCCUUGACUGUGGCAUUCUUCAAUGGGUUUGAUGCUUUCUUUCCUGGUCAUUUCAAUGCCAAGUCCUUCAUCCCACCUUACAUUGACAUUCCCAUCUUUGCUUGUCUUUUUCUGGGUUACAAACUCCUGAAAAGAACAAAAUUUGUUAAGUUAGAGGACAUGGAUUUCUGGUCUGGCAAAGAAGAGAUCGACCGACUAGAAUCCAUGUGGGAAGAGCCUAAGCCUCGCAACUUUCUUGAACGAAUAUGGUUCUGGAUUGCAUGA